AUGAGCAUUCAAGUGCACUUUAAUGAUAUCAACUUAUCAGUCAUAUCUAUUCUGAGGCCGAAGCUUUGGAUUUUUGCCAAUUCGAUAGUACAACUUCUAUAUGACUCAAUUGGAGAUGAAGAACAACACCGCGAUUCCUCCGGAAGCAGCGAAGAUAACACAGAUAGAGAUGAUGAUGACGACGACGAUGAGGAUGUUGACGAGGAUGAGACCACGUCAGGAAUCAAAGACAUCGGGGUCCAUUUUGCAAAGUUGAGCACAGAUUUUAACGGAUCAAGCCGGAAACCUGUCGACAACUCGAGCAAGCCACAGUCACACCCACAUUCUGCAAAAUUUCCUUCCAUUGAAGGACAAGAAGAAGCGCCAGAAGACUACUUUUUCCACGUUGCAUUGACGCCGACUGAGUGCACAAUCGUUUGCUCUACAAAUUUGUCCCUCAGGUUUUUUGAUCAACCAUUAAAGAUGUGCCAAGAACUAGAUUACACUGAUGUCGAAAUUCUACCGCAGCAAUACUUGAGCUUGAUUGUAGAUUCUGAUGGGGGAUAUGACAGAUCUAGUAGGAUCUUGGAAUUGACUAAGCCACUAUCGGAAAAUGACAUAUCGUUAUUGUACAUCUCCUCACACUUUAACGACAUAGUUUUGAUUCCAUCCGAGUUGAAAGAAAGGGUUGAACGUAUAUUGAUUCUGAAACAUUUUGUCUUUUCAGAAUCGUCAAACAGUUUUAUAUCUACGUAUGAUAUGGAUAAGCAAGAGCAACCGGCCUUGUCAGAAUUACAUAAGAAGACCUUUGAAUUGUUAGCAAGAGAAGAUAUUCAUCCUCAAAUUCAUGAAAAGAACAAGGUAUUACUAACAGGAGCUAGACCGGGAGAGAUAAAGUAUUGUAUCUUGAAAACGAUUAAAUUAAUCUCGUUAGCAAGCACCUUACAGCCGUCAUACUUUGCAAUUACCAGAACAUUCUCCAAUGAAUUAAGUUUAAUAUUACCAAAAUCACACAAAUUGAGAUCUAAAUAUGGAUAUAAAUCAACAAGUACCAUCGGAUCAUCUCAAGACGUAUUAGUGCCCAUUGCAAUGGACUUGUCAAAACUUCCAUUAAAUUGUACAGGUGUCGUAGCCGGAUUGGCAAACAAAUUGAUUAUAACAGGAGGAAAUGUACUUGAAAUUGGAUAUUUGUCAAUGGCAAAGUCGGGUAUAAUAUUGAUACCUAACGAGGAUUUAGAUUUGGCGAGGAACACCUUGAGUGAGCUUUGA
Molecule: messenger RNA, 1248 nt
Organism: Lodderomyces margitis
Lineage: Eukaryota; Fungi; Ascomycota; Pichiomycetes; Serinales; Debaryomycetaceae
Exons: 1
Coding region: 1-1248 (415 amino acids)
Biological process (GO): regulation of intracellular signal transduction; cellular response to L-arginine
Cellular component (GO): cytosol
Source: RefSeq, a predicted model, not a curated record